CGCACGGGUGCCGGUGUUGUAAUGUGUCCUGUAAUCGUGCUUCAUGAGAGUACCAACAUGGCGGAUAGAAUGCGCAGGUUAUGAUGUUGACACAUUUCGGCCUCGGUUUUACUUGUGCUGUAAUACCGUAGCAUAGGAUAAGCUGUCGGGACCUACUAUGCAUCAAUAGAGACGAAAAUCUGAGCUUUAAUUUGUCUUUGGCUGGAAGCAGCUAUGUUGGAAGGUUUGGUUGCUUGGGUGCUGAACACCUAUCUGGGUAAAUAUGUCAACAACCUGAACACUGACCAAUUGUCAAUAGCACUUCUCAAAGGUGCUGUUGAACUGGAAAAUCUGCCAUUAAAAAAGGAUGCACUUAGGGAGCUGGAGCUGCCGUUUGAAGUAAAAGCAGGAUUUAUUGGCAAGAUCAGGAUUCAGAUACCAUUCUAUCGACCCCAUUUGGAUCCAUGGGUCAUUUCUAUCUCUAAAUUACACAUAAUUGGUGCUCCUGAUAAGCAAGAAGACUUUGAUGAACUGAAAGAGAAGUUGUUGGAGAAAGCCUACAAAAAAGCUCUUUUGAAAACUCUUGAAGAAAAAUGGAAAAGCGAUCAAGAAAGAAAAGGUGAAUCAUACUGGUAUUCUGUUACUGCUUCAAUUGUAACCAGAAUUGUGGAUAAUAUUGAAUUGAAAAUUCAAGAUGUGCAUUUGAGGUUUGAAGAUGGCAUCACUGAUCCUUCUCAUCCAUUUGCAUUUGGAAUUUGCAUAAAAAGUGUGUCUAUGCAAAACGCUGUUCAUGAACCGGUUGAGAGGUCAAUGAAGAAAAAACAGCUUGAUAUAGCAGACUUUAGCAUUUAUUGGGAUGUUAGCAGCACUUUAUUGGGGGAUUUGCCUCCCGGAGAGCUACAGGAUGCAAUGGACAAAAGCAUGGAAAGUCGGGAUCAUCAAUAUAUCUUGCAGCCAAUUUGCACUUUAGUUCUUCUAAAACGAAAUUGUUCCAAAGAGCCGUUGAGGUCAAGGCAUCAGCCUCGCAUUGAAUGUGAUAUAUGUCUUGAGACAAUACCACUGAUCUUGUCUCAGGCACAAUACCGACAGUUUGUGGAAUUUGUGGAUGAGUUUGAACGAAAGGAGAGACAGCUGAAAUUCAGAAAGUGGAAGCCAAAUGUUCCAGUCAGAAAAAAUUGCAAAGAAUGGUGGCUAUUUGCACUGAAUGCAAAUCUUUCUGAGAUCCGGGAACAGAGAAGACGGUCAACUUUGGAUUUUAUUUUACAGCGAGCUCGUGAUGCCAUUUAUUACACUGAUAAACAUUUUGACCGUCUUAAAGGAAUUCAAUUAACUAAUGAAGAGGAGGCUCAGUUGGAUCGCAUAGAGGAAGAGCAGUCAUUUGAAGAAUUAAAGAUUUUACAUGAACUGGUGUUUGAAAGCUUCAAAAAGGAGCAUGAAAUAGCUGAGAAUCUCAGAGAACCUCUUUCAGACCCUUCUGUUAAUUCUCCAACAUCAAGCCUAAAAAACAGCCCUAGUAGCGGAGUGCUGCAAUAUCUACAGUCAUGGUUUCCCGGUUGGGGUGGUUGGUAUGGAAAUUACCAGGAAACAAGUGCAGAAAUAGAAAAAAUAACACAAGAGCAACAGCAGCAGGAACCAUGGGAUUCAGAAAAUAUUAUGGGGUCUGAUGAAUUUUUUGAUCCCAUGGCUGAUUCAGCAAACGUGAAUACAUUUACGAAGAGAGAUAAUGUAUUUGCCAAACUUAAUUUGAAACUGGAAGGAGGCACAGUCACUCUUUUGCACAAGGAGAAAAGCAGUCAAAAAGCACAAGAAACACCUUUCAUGCAGCUUGAAUUUUCUGGGAUGACAGUAAGAGUUGAGUCUUUGCCACGCAGAGAUUCUUCUCUUUUGUUGAUUCAACUAAAUGGGUUGUUUCUUCGAGAUCUUGCUACACAUGGGACCAUAUUUCCUGAUUUGGUGUAUCCUAAUCCUCUGAAGGAAUUGGGCAGCGUGUCUCCAACUUCUAAUACUCACGUAGGAUCUACAGAAACAUUAAGUCCAAGCAAUUCCACUGGCACAGAGGCUCCUGUUUUUAAAAUGUUGUAUGAAAAAAAUCCAAUUCGCAGUGAUUUUGAGAGGCGACUAGAAGUUAGUACAAGGCCCUUGAACAUAAUCUACAAUCCACAAGCAAUUACAAAGGUAGCAGAUUUCUUCUAUAAAGGCAAAGUCCACAGCUCAGGUUUUGGGUACCAGUCAGAACUUGAAUUAAGGGUGGCAGAGGCUGCCAGAAGACAAUACAAUAAACUGAAAAUGCAGACAAAAGCGGAGAUUCGCCAAACAAUUGAUCGGUUACUGGUGGGAGAAUUUAUUGAAAAUAGUAGACGUUGGACGGUGCGCCUUGACAUUUCAGCUCCACAAGUUAUUUUUCCUGAUGACUUUGUGAGUCAAGAUCCAGUAUUAGUAGUGGUCGAUCUAGGAAGAAUUUUACUCACCAAUUCACAAGAUCACUUCAAAGGAAGGGUUUUAGACAACUUGUCUACUGAAGUAAAUGAUUUUAGUGAUGAAGAAUACAAAACACCUUUAGCAACUCCUCCCAGCAGUCCACCUCCCGAGGCCUCUGCUUGUGGAACAGAAGCACCUGGUUCUACAAAAGAAGUACUUAGUGAAGACAAACUAGAAGCAUGCUUACUUAACAACAAGAUGUAUGAGAAAUAUUCCCUCUCCUGUAUGGAUUUACAGAUCAUGGUUGGGCAUGUGAAAGAUAACUGGAAACACAUGCAUGAUGUUGAAGUUGGCCCUGCUCACGUUGUGGAAAAGUUUAAUGUCCUCUUACAGUUACAACGCAGGCUUAUGUACACCUCUGAUCCAAAUUAUCCUGGAGCCAUACUUUCUGGAACAUUACCAGAUCUUAAGAUACAUGUGAAUGAGGAAAAGAUAACUGCACUGCAGAGGUGUUUCACAAGCUUGACUAAUUCAGAAACAAAACCUUCUGAUAAUACACUAAGGAAAGAAAAAAUUUUUAAUGAGAGAGAAAACGGUGGAAGGCUUCAGGACUCUGUAUUGAACUUGACCCAAAGUAUUGUAACCCUUGAGCAGCACACUAGGGAGGUUCUUGUGGAGUCACACCUUCUUUUAGCAGAAUUUAAAAUCAAUUAUAUGCAGUUAGGUGUUGAAAGCUGUGGCCAGUAUAUUUCAGUUCUUAAAGUUUUUGGUUCCAAUGCUCACUUUUUAAAGAGACCUUAUGAUGCUGAGAUAACACUAACAGUCCAUGGUCUACUCAUGGUGGACACCAUGCAAACCUAUGGAUCUGACUUUGAUCUUUUGAUGGCUUCACAUAAAAAUCUGAGUUUUGAUGCUCCAACUGGGAGCCUUCGUGAAAGCCGAGCACAAUCUCCGGUUUCCCCAGUAUCUGAAGCAAAUGAUUUUGCACAACCGAAUACUGGUGUUUUUAAAGAUAAAUAUAAUUCUUCUGAAAACAUUAAUUUGAAAGAUCAGGAAUCACUUAUUAAGAUUGAAUACCAAUUUGUCAGUUCUGAAUGUCCUUCAAUGAAUUUGGACAGCUCACUCCAAGUGACGACUGUUCAAGUGAACAACCUGGAUAUUAUUUUAAACCCAGAAACAAUUGUGGAACUCAUUAGUUUUCUUCAAAAGUCCUUUCCAAAAGAAAAUGUUGAAGCAAGCCCUCAGCCUUUAAAAAGUGAAUUUGAAAGCAAUAUUCUUGAGCAAGAAACAUUCCAGUCCACCUAUGAACAGAACACCCACAUAGCUGUUGAGAUUCAUAGGUUAAACAUACUACUCUUUAGGACAGUUGCUUCACCUGUUGGCGAGAACUGUGCAAGAAAGAUUGCUACUGCUAGCAUUGGCGGUACAAAGGUAAAUUUAUGUUUAGGAAGCAAGUUUGAUAUCAAUGGAUCACUUGGUUGUUUGCAACUCAUGGAUCUUACUCAAGAUACUUCAAACAGUCAGUAUGUCAUCAGCAUUGGCAGUACAACCUCCUAUGAUGACCAAGCAAGUGAUGUUGAAUAUAUGUUUGACAGAAAAAUGUUUAAUCCCAUCCCUAUGGAUGCUUUAAGUUUUACUUUUACUGAACAUUCAAAAGAAGAAUUCAACCUUAAUCUAAAAAUGGCUUCUUUACAUUAUAACCACUCAGCCAAAUUUCUUAAAGAGUUAACAUUAUCUAUGGAUGAAUUGGAAGACAGUUUUCAGAAUAUGCUGAAGACCGCAGCCUCAAAAGUGUCUACAGUACUUGUGAACAAGACAGCUGAAUACAGUGAAAUGGUUUCAUUAUUUGAAACACCACGGAAACACAAGGAUUCCACUCAGUACGAGGACGAAUAUGAUGGUUUAAAUGCAUCCAGUCCUAAAAUGGACACUGUAAAGUUAAUCCUAAAUAUCAAGAUUGAGUCUCCAGUUGUUUCCAUACCUAGAAGUCCUGGUAACCCCGAACUGUUGGUAGGACAUCUGGGACAAAUAUUUAUUCAGAAUUUUGUGUCUGAUGAUGACCUUUCAAGAAGUGACAAACUACAAGUGGAAAUAAAAGACAUCAAGCUUUAUUCCUUGAACAGUAGCCAUAUAAGUGGAAGGAAGGAACCCAGGUCUGCCAGAAGAGAACAGCAUAACCCUCAAACGGUUCACCCAAGUGUCAGUAGUCAGGAAGAUACACUUUUCACACGGCAAGAUUUUUUUGAUUCGCUGCAUAAAAAUGAAGCCUUUCACAUAUUACAGAAUACUAGCAUACAGUUUAAAAUGGAAAAGUUUGCACUUGAACCAGACAACGAAUUGUCUUUUUGUUACAAUGAUGACUCUGUGGAAGUUGGAAGCAUUUUAAAGAUUGAAGGAAAUUUUGUCAAUCAUGUCCAGGUUGUUUUGGCAAAACAUGUAUAUGAACAAGUUUUGCAAACCCUUGACAACUUAGUGUACACUGAGGACAUAAACAAGAUAGAACAAAGUACUCCAUGUACUCCCAGCCAUACCUCCCCAACAGCCUCUGAGUUCAAAAGUCCUGAGACCUUGGGUGAGUUGAAGGAAAGCAUGUUGUUAAACACCUCAAGCUUUAAAUCCUCUGCAAACAGAUCACUUUCUGCUCAGCAAUCUUCUCCUUUUACACAAAUUCAGGCAAACUUUCACAUUUCUGAAUUACAAAUACAGUUAAGUGGAGAUCUCACACUUGGUUCUCAAGGACUUGUUAGUUUAAAGUUUCAGGAAUUCGAUAUUCAAUUUAAUAAGGAUCAUCCUCAGACUUUAGCAAUACAGGUUGCUCUCCGUUCCCUGCUUAUGGAAGACCUUCUGGAAAAAAAUCCGGAUUCAAAAUAUAAAAACCUGAUGGUGUCCCGGGGAGCACCAAAGCCAUCAAGUCUUGCUCACAAAGAGUAUUUGUCACAGUCAUGUCCUUCAGUGUCUCAUAUAGAGUAUCCUGAUAUGCCAAGGUCUCUGCCUUCCCACAUGGAAGAGGCUACAAAUGUCUUCCAGUUAUACCAAAGGCCAACCUGUCCUUCACGUAAGAAGCAGAAUGGGGACCAAGAUUCUGAAUAUCCGUUAACACCACCACCUUCCCCAACAUCACAGAGAUCAAAAACAUCUUGUGCCAAAGAGAACUUUGAUGAUUCAUUGGUUCACAUCAAUGUCUUCUUGGUGGACAAAAAGCAUCCAGAAUUUUCCUCAUUGUACAAGCGAAUCAAUCGUAGUGUGGAUGUGGAUUUUAACUGCCUUGAUAUUUUAAUCACGUUACAGACUUGGGUAGUAAUUCUAGACUUUUUUGGAAUCGGAUCAACAGCAGACAAUCAUGCUGUUAAACAGCAGCCUUCAGAUACCCGGCAAGCACCAAAGUCAGAGAACAGUAUGCCCCUUGUUUCUGAAAACGAGCAUAUCAACACAAAGUUGAAUCUAAAGGUCCAUUCUCUCUCAUUGGUAUUAAAAAAUACAAGAAGUGAACUAGCUAAAGCAAAUGUAUCAAAACUUACAUCUUACCUUGAAAUGAUUGAAGGAGAUUUAGCACUUCAGGGAAGCAUUGGAAGCUUGUCCCUUAGUGAUCUCACUGAACAUGGAGAGGUUUAUACAGAGCGCUUUACUACUAAGGGAGAAGAAGCACUUAUAUUUCACAUUUUCAAGUAUGGUCUUCCUGAUCCUGCUCUGAAAAGAGAGUACGACAUGCGUGUAAGCUUGAGAAUGGCCUCAGUGCAGUAUGUCCACACACAGCGUUUUCAGGCUGAGCUUAUUGCCUUUAUCCAACAUUUUACUCAGUUGCAAGAUGUGCUUGGUCGUCAAAGAGCUGCUAUUCAAGGACAAACGGUCCGAGACCAAGCACAGCGAUCCUCUCGAAUUCUCCUUGAUAUUGAGGCUGGUGCCCCUGUUUUACUUAUACCUGAAAGUUCAUGGUCCAAUAAACUGAUUGUUGCAAACCUUGGCAAACUGAAAGUCAGAAAUAAGUUCCUCUUUUCUGACACACCUGAAACAUUCUCGUUAAAAGAUAAGAGCCUGGUCAAGCCUUCAUCAGCCUUUAUUACCCAAGAGUACAAAACAACAAAAAAGGCAACGGAAGAAAAGUCAAAAAGGGAAUGGGCUUCCAAGGAAGGUUUAUUUAUGGGCCGGGUAUCUGAAAACCAAAGAGAAACAGGUCUUAAUUCUGAUUUUAACAGAAAUGAAGCAAAAAAGAUAUCCACACAUGACAAACACCUAUUGGACAACCCAGAAGACCACAUUUGCUUGCUUGACUGCAUUAUUGUUGACCUUCAAGACAUGGAUAUUUUUGCUGCUGAGAGGUUUUCUCUGGAUUUUAAAGAAGGAUUUGAUGACUUCAGAGCAGAAUUGAUUUUUCCCUCAUACUAUGUCCGACAGGUGGGGAGUAGUCUCUUAACAGAGCGAUGCAGAAUGAAACUGCAGUUAGAGAGAAAUCUGGAUAAAGAAAUAAGCCAUGCAGUUCCGGACAUGUCAAUUCAUGGAAAUUUAUCGUCUGUUCACUGCUCUUUGGAUUUGAGUGAUUACAAGCUAAUUCGAGGGCUAUUGGAGAAUAAUUUAGGAGAACCCAUUGAAGAUUUUAUGAGACCUUAUGAUCUGCAAGACCCAAAGAUACAUACUGUUUUAAGUGGAGACGUUUACACUUGUGUAUCUUUCCUCAUUGACAUGGUAAAUGUAAGCUUGGAACUUCUCGAAGACAAAGGAAAGGAUGGGCUGAACAAUUCACUUGCCAGAUUUGAUUUCAAAAAGUCCAAGUUUUUGUUUGAGAGUUUUUCAAACCAAACCAGAUCCAUCAAUCUGGUCUCCCAUUCAAUGAUGGCAUUUGAUACUCGUUUUGCUGGACUGAAACCACUUACAGCUCACAAGCCUAAUGUGUUCAACUGCAUCUUACAACCAGCAAAGAACAGCAGCAAUCCAGGUUCCUUGCAAAUAGAGUUACAUCACAGAUCUACAAAGGAUACGUCCUGCUUUACAGUCGUUUUAAACAACCUUCGAGUGUUUUUAAUAUUUGAUUGGCUGUUGCUAGUACACAAGUUUCUCCAGACUGCAACUGAACCCAAAAAGCAUGUCCAUAGCUCUUCCUCCUUGGAGCAAAAACAUAGUAAUGCUUCUCCAGUUAUCCCUAAAACUGUGAAAUCAGGAGUAGUGACAAAGCGGUCAUCUUUACAGAUAACUCCUGAGAAGCAGUUGGAAGUUAAGAUCAACGUAACUGGAACGGAGUUUGUGGUGGUUGAAGAUAUGUCUAGCUGUGACACUAAUGCCAUUAUUCUCAAAGGGACCACUGUUCUCACUUACAAGCCCAAGCUUGCCGAUCGGCCUUUUUCUGGCAGUUUGUUUGGAAUUGAGGUAUUUUCGUGCCGCUUGGGUAAUGAACUAGACACCGCUUUGUCCAUCAUUGAUCCUGUUCAUAUUCAGAUAGACCUGGUGGGAAAUUCAGCCUAUCAGAAUAGUUCUGGCCUCAUGGAUGCGUUCAACACUGAAGACUUUCCACCAAUACUUGAGAUCCAGCUACCUGCACUGGAUAUCAGACUCUCAUACAACGAUGUCCAAUUGUUUUUGGCUAUUGCAAAAUCGAUUCCUAAGCAGGCUAGUGCCAGUGGUCCUGAAUCUGCAGUGCAAGAUGUGGAGCCAGUCGCAAGCAAUUCACCCAGCUCACUGAAAGAAAACGAAAGCCCUGCUCUGGGAAGUAGAGAUACUCAAAGACGUUCAAUGGAUCCUCUUCUGAAAAUUCAUCUAGAUAAGCUACAAGAGCUAGGAUUUUCUUUGGAUGAUUGUCGAAAAGCUCUCUUGGCUUCUCAAGGUCAGCUUAACAAAGCUGCAACUUGGUUGUUUAAGAAUGCUGAGCCUUUGAAGCCUUCCACUAGUAACAGGAGUAAUGGAGCUGGAGCACUUCAGUGGAUCUCUGGAGUAGAACUUAAGGCAGAAAGUGUUUGCAUCUGCUUUAUUGAUGACUGCAUGGACUGUGAUGUGCCAUUAACAGAGCUCACCUUUUCACGUUUGGGCUAUUUUCAGCAUUUGGUAUCUAAUCCCAAGGGUUUUGCUGAAUUCAUACUAUUUGGAGAUUAUUACAACCGAGAACUGUCAGGUUGGGAGCCAUUUAUUGAGCCAUGGCCAUGCUCAUUAUCCUGGCAACAGCAAGAAGCAAGUCGACUGCACCCCUCUCGCUUGAAAUUGGAAAUGAAAGCCAAACAACUUCUGAACAUCAAUAUAACCUCUGUUUUAAUAGAUCAGUAUGUAAAUACAAAGGAGGCAUGGUUGGCUGAUUACUGUAAGCAAGAAAAGGAAUGUGAAAUUGAUGCUUCUGAGGAGUGGAUGGGCUCUUCUGUCGAUCCUCCUUGCCUUGGACCAAGCCGUCCUUUAGCCUACCUUAGAACUAGAAGCACAGCCAGUCUGACUAACCUAGAACAUCAGGUCUAUGCUAGAGCAGAGGUAAAGACACCAAAACGCAGGCAACCAUUUGUGCCAUUUGCACUUCUAAAUCACACAGGCUGCACCCUGUGGUUUGCUACUUUAACUACAACUCCUACCCGUGCGGCAUUGUCUCAUAGUGGAAGCCCUGAAGUAGUUCCAGAAGGAGACAAAAAUUUUAUUGAUGAUACACACAAUGUGAGCCAAUGGAUAGAAGUGCUCCCUGGACAAGAGAUACCUUUUGAAUUUGAAACCAGAGAAAAACUCAGGCACAGGCAUACUCAUGAUUUAAGGAUACACCAGCUGCAGGUGCGAGUUAGCGGUUGGGAACCAAUUAGCCCUGUUUCUGUAGACAAAGUUGGAAUAUUUUUUCGCUAUGCAGCUCCUGAUAAGAACCCGUCUUCAUCAUCUGUUGGGAGUCCAAUCAGUAAAACCAACAUUAUACAUCCACAGGUCUAUUUCUCAGCGUUGCCCCCAGUGCGAGUGGUGUUUGCCGUCACCAUGGAAGGCAGUGCCAGAAAAGUCGUAACUAUUCGCUCAUCACUGAUGGUAAAAAAUAAACUGGAAAUCCCAAUGGAAUUAAGACUUGACAGUCCUUCAGCUCCAGACAAACCUGUGAUACUCCCUGCAGUAAUGCCUGGAGAGUCCUUUGCUAUUCCUUUGCACCUUACGUCUUGGAGAUUACAAGCUCGGCCAAGAGGAAUGGGGGUGUUUUUUUGUAAAGCACCAAUUCACUGGACUAAUGUUAACAAGGCAGGAGAGGUUUCCAGUAGUAAACGGGAGUGCCAUUCCAUGGAUGCAGAAAUCAGCAGAUAUUUCAGGUUCUGUGUGGCAAUAAAGAAAGAAAAUUAUCCAGAUUAUGUGCCAUCAAACAUUUUUUCUGACAGUGCAAAGCAAAUAUAUAGGCAGCCAGGGCAUACUAUUUUUCUUCUGCCAACUGUAGUGAUCUGUAACCUACUGCCUUGUGAGCUGAACUUCUAUGUCAAAGGCUUGCCUAUCAAAGGGACUUUAAAGCCAGGUAGAGAGAUGGCUUUGCACACAGCUGAUACAUCUCAAAACUUCGAACUUGGAAUUUGUCUGGAAAACUUUCAGCAUUGCAAAGAGCUUCUAAUCCCACCAGGGACCCAGAACUACAUGGUGAGAAUGCGACUGUAUGACAUGCAGAAGAGACUGUUUAGCCUAACCAUUCGCAUUUCGUGCCAUGCAGAAGGUUCCCUGAAGAUAUUUGUUUCUGCUCCAUAUUGGCUCAUUAAUAAAACAGGCUUGCCAUUGAUCUUCAGACAGGACAACUCUAAAACAGAUGCUGCUGGGCAGUUUGAAGAACAUGAGCUUGCAAGGAGCCUGAGUCCACUAUUGUUUUGCUAUGCUGAUAAAGAGCUUCCAAACCUCUGUACCAUGCGAAUUGGAAGAGGAAUUCAUCCUGAGGGUAUUCCAGGGUGGUGUCAGGGAUUUUCCCUAGAUGGAGGCAGUGGAGUCCGAGCCUUGAAAGUAAUACAACAAGGGAAUCGACCUGGGCUGAUUUACAACAUAGGUAUUGAUGUUAAGAAAGGCAGAGGAAGAUAUAGAGACACCUGCAUGGUCACAUUUGCACCUCGAUACCUGCUAAUAAACAAGUCAACAUACAAGUUGGCAUUUGCUCAGAGAGAGUUUGCAAGGGGACAGGGCACCAAUAAUCCUACUGGUUAUAUUUCAACUCUUCCUGGAUCCAGUGUAGUAUUUCAUUGGCCAAGAAAUGAUUAUGACCAGUUGCUCUGUGUGAGAUUAAUGGAUUUAGACAACUGUGUUUGGUCUGGGGGCUUUGAGGUCAAUAAAAACAAUUCCUUUCAUAUCAAUAUGAGGGAUACUCUUGGAAAGUGCUUUUUUCUGCGGGUAGAAAUCACACUGCAAAGUGCUACUUAUCGCAUUUCGUUCACCAACACGGAACAGUUGCCACCGCCUUUUCGUGUAGAUAAUUUUUCAAAGGUACCAGUUGUAUUUGUUCAACAUGGAGUAGCAGAUCCACGACUGCGUACUGAGGUAAAGUCAGCUACAUCCAUGGAUUAUGCAUUGGAUGAACCUACUCUGCCAUCCUACAUUGCAGUGACUGUAAAAGGAGCUGGCUCUUCAGAUAUUACUUGCAACAUGAAUGACUUCCAAGACAGCAAACAACUUUACUAUGAAAACUUUAUCUACAUUGCUGCAUCUUAUACUUUCUCUGGAUCUUCUGAAGGAAAUGUAAGACUUGUGGGACAAAACUCGAGUAUAACGCAUGCUGAACUGGUUUUGGAUGUUCAUCCCAAGACACUUCGGGUUAUUCUAAAGAAAAAGGAGCCAGGCAAGCGCUCCCAGCUUUGGAGAAUGACUGGCACUGGAAUGUUGUGCCACGAAGGAUCAUCUGCUCCACAUAACCCUAAUAAGCCGCAAAGUACACGGUCCCUUGACUCGUCUUUGGUGCUCGAUAUUGCUGGUCUUGCUGCUGUGACGGACAAUAAAUAUGAACCUCUGAUGCUGAGAAAGCCAGAUCACCGGCGUAGUACAACACAAACAUGGUGUUUUCAGGAUGGGAAAUUAACAUGCAGCUUGCAUGGUUUAGUAGUCCAGGCAAGAAAUGGAACUUCAGGUUUAUAUGAUGGCGCUGAAGUAGUCCUGGGUCCAGAUGCAUCUCAAGACCUUCUGGGAUCAGUACCCAAGGAACAGCAAUUUAUCAACCAAAAGAUGAGACCUGGAUCUGGAGUUCUUAGUGUCAGAGUCAUCCCAGAUGGGCCCACAAGGGUUUUACAGAUCACCGAUCUCAGCCAGCGGAGGAGCAACCGAUUUUCAAAUGAAAUUGAUGAGCUAGCUGAAUUAGAACUAAGAAAAUAUAAAAACCCAGAAGUCAAACAAGAGAUAGAGGUACUUAUAAAAUUACAAGAUGGGAUUGGUAUUUCACUUAUAAAUAAAGUGCCAGAAGAACUAGUGUUUGUAAGCCUCUCGGGCAUCAAUAUUCAUUAUACUCACUUAACAGUAAACCAGGUGCUUGAGCUCAGCGUACAAAAUGUUCAGGUUGAUAACCAGCUAAUUGGCACCACCCAACCUACCAUGCUUUUUGUAACCCCAAGUAGUGCUGAAAGUGAAGAAGAAAUUGGCCCCGCUAUACAAGUUAGUGCAAUGAUGGUCCCUAGUAAGAACAAGCUUUCCACUUUAUUCAAGCACUUGCUGAUAAAAGCUCAAAAAUUUACAGUGCAAAUCGAAGAGAAGCUGCUUCUAAAAUUGCUGAGUUAUUUUGGAUUUGACCAGUCAGAAACAGGUGUUGAAAAGUGGGAUGAGAAUAUCCAUGACAAGCCGUCAGAGGAAAAUAAAUCACAACAGAGAUAUUAUUUUGAGAACCUGAAAAUAUCAAUACCGCAAAUUAAGCUGAGUGUGUUUACUUCAAAUAAACUCCCUCCAGAUCUCAAGGCUUUGAAAAGCACCUUGGGAUUUCCCCUCAUCAAGUUUGAAGAUGCUGUGAUUGAUUUGGAUCCAUUCGCAAAGGUUCAUCCAUAUGAGACACAGGAGUUCAUUAUUAAUGAUAUCAUUAAACAUUUUCAAGAGGAGUUGCUCAGUCAAGCAGCUAAGAUUUUAGGCUCCGUAGACUUCCUUGGUAAUCCAAUGGGUUUGUUGAAUGAUGUGUCUGAAGGAGUAACCGGGCUUAUCAAAUAUGGAAAUGUUGGUGGCUUAAUAAGAAAUGUCACGCAUGGAGUAUCCAACUCUGCUGCAAAGUUUGCAGGAACCCUUUCUGAUGGAUUGGGAAAGACUAUGGACAACCGGCACCAAACUGAACGAGAAUAUAUUCGAUAUCACGCAGCAACCAGUGGGGAGCAUCUUGUAGCUGGAAUUCAUGGGCUUGCUCAUGGAAUCAUUGGUGGUCUUACAAGUGUAAUAACCUCAACUGUUGAAGGAGUCAAAACUGAAGGGGGAGUCAGCGGCUUCAUUUCUGGGUUUGGGAAAGGUCUGGUUGGAACAGUAACCAAACCUGUUGCUGGAGCUUUGGAUUUUGCCUCGGAAACAGCUCAAGCCGUCAGAGAUACUGCAACUCUCAGUGGGCACAGGAUUCAGUUUCAGAGAAUCCGGAAACCCCGCUGCUGCACUAGUCCUCAGGGACUUUUACCAAGAUACUCUGAAAUUCAAGCUGAGGGUCAGGAACAGCUCUUCCGACUGACAGACAACAUCCAGGAUGAGUUCUUUAUUGCAGUCGAGCACAUAGACAGCUACUGUGUUUUGAUCUCCUCCAAAGCUGUCUAUUUUCUCAAAUGGGGAGAUUAUGUGGACCGCGAUGCCAUCUUUCUGGAAAUAAAGUACGACGACCUGUAUCACUGCCUAGUUUCAAAGGAUCAUGGAAAAAUCUAUGUGCAGUUAACCAAGAAAGCGGAAGUAACCAGCAGCGGCAUUGCUAUGCCAGGUCCUUCUCAUCAAAAGCCAAUGGUCCACGUCACCUCCGAAGCCCUCGCUGUGAAAAUAUCUCAAGAAAUAAAUUAUGCUAAAAGUCUUUAUUAUGAGCAGCAACUGAUGUUAAGGCUUGCUGAAGAUCAAGAACAUUUGGAAUUGGACUCUUAAGGCAACGGCCAAUCAGAAGGCCCCGUCGUGGCUCAUUCCUAACAACUGAAUUCUGCCAACACUGGGUCUGUGCACAUCCACCAUCAUUGUGAAAAGGUUUGUUUGGGAAGUCGCCAGUGAAUCACACUGGAACAGGAAUCUAGGGGUCUACCACUGCAAAGCAAAGCAUUCUACUGCCUUUUAAGUGUAUUUGAAAUAGGGGGAUAAUUUAUAUGAUGGGUUACUAAUAUAUAAGAUGUAUAUGUGUGUAAUUAUAUACAUUUAAAUAUGUACUCAUUUUAAAGAAAUACCUUUAUUUUGCUAAUGUGUAAAUAUGUACAAUCUGUGAGUUUGUGUAAAUACAGAGAAAAUGAAAAUCUGGUUUGAGUAGCAUCACAUUUGUUUAGAGUGUAAAAGUGAAAUGAAAGGAAUGAUAAGAUUACAUUGCACUGAUUCUGUGUGUCUCUGCUGCACCAGGUAUAUCGGGGACAGUUUUGCUAUAGGACAUUAUACUCACAGGAAUAUAAAGGCAACAGUUUUCAGUUAAUCAGUUUUUUUUCUCAAAUGUCCUUAGCCCUUACACUGCAACUGAAUCGAGGGCUUUCUUUGGACACAUGGCAGUAAUAAAAUGUUGGUUUUCUGUACUCCAAAAAUAUCUACUGAUUCCAUAACUCAAAUAUUCAUAAAUAAAAUGUUUGUUUAACCCAA
Molecule: messenger RNA, 14055 nt
Organism: Xenopus laevis (African clawed frog)
Lineage: Eukaryota; Metazoa; Chordata; Amphibia; Anura; Pipidae
Gene: vps13d.L
Product: vacuolar protein sorting 13 homolog D L homeolog
Exons: 70
Coding region: 214-13368 (4384 amino acids)
Biological process (GO): mitochondrion organization; protein targeting to vacuole; protein retention in Golgi apparatus
Molecular function (GO): carbohydrate binding
Source: RefSeq, a predicted model, not a curated record